Colius striatus (speckled mousebird) is the source of this 2290-nucleotide messenger RNA. RefSeq names its product GATA binding protein 5 (gene GATA5). Gene Ontology annotation, cellular component: nucleus. NCBI's taxonomy places the organism in Eukaryota, Metazoa, Chordata, Aves, Coliiformes, Coliidae. Gene Ontology annotation, biological process: cell fate commitment; negative regulation of transcription by RNA polymerase II; positive regulation of transcription by RNA polymerase II. The record is from RefSeq and is a predicted model, not a curated record. Gene Ontology annotation, molecular function: zinc ion binding; DNA-binding transcription factor activity, RNA polymerase II-specific; RNA polymerase II cis-regulatory region sequence-specific DNA binding. The coding region runs from base 385 to 1566 and encodes 393 amino acids. The transcript has 7 exons.
CCGCACCGGGACCCGCCGUAAAGAGCCGCCGCCGCCGCCGCCGCCUCCACUUCCCCGCCGGGCGCAACCCGGGACGCACCCACGGGAGACGGCGGAGACGGGAGGGGAGGGACCGUGGGAGGGCAGCCCCUCUCUGCCAGGGGGUCCCGGUUGUUUUGGAUUGUUUUUUCUCCUCCCUCUCCCGUAAACUUUAUUCUUUUUUUUUUUAUUAUUAUCAUUAUUUUUAUUUCCCUGGGAUUUCCCUGGAUGGUCUGAGCGCAGCUUCAUGCCCACCUGGCCAUGCCCUGCUUCGCUCCCGGCCCGCUGCCAUGUUGCUCUGAGUGAGCCCCUCGGUAACGUCGGGGAGCAGCCGGACGGGCCCUGAGCAGCCGCCGAGGACGGAACAUGUACCAGGGCCUGGCCCUCGCCCCUAACCAUGGCCAGUCGGCUUAUUCCCACGACUCCAGCAACUUCCUCCACUCGUCGGCCGGCUCGCCCGUCUACGUGCCCACUACCCGGGUACCCUCUGUCCUCCAGACGCUGCCCUACCUGCAAAGCUGCGAGCCGCACCAGAGCCACCUCGCCAACCCUCCGGGCUGGGGGCAGAGCAGCGGCGAGGCCGCCGCUUUCAACGCCGGCAGCCCCCACCCACCGUCAGGCUUCUCCUACUCCCACAGCCCCCCGGGCAGCAGCCCCCCGGGCCGCGACGGUGCCUACCAGGGGCCCCUGCUGCUGGGCGGCGGGGGCCGGGAGCAGUACGGCAACGCCUUGGUGCGCUCCGUUAACGGGUCUUACUCCAGCCCCUACCCCGCCUACGUGACCCCCGAGAUCCCGCCUUCCUGGACGGCCGGACACUUUGAGAGCAGCGUUCUGCACAGCCUGCAGACCAGGCAGGCGGCUUUACCCGGCCGCAGGUCCACCUUCGAGUACUUGGAGGAGUUCCCUGGGGACGGCCGGGAGUGUGUGAACUGUGGGGCCAUGUCCACGCCGCUCUGGAGGAAGGAUGGCACCGGGCACUACCUGUGCAACGCCUGCGGGCUCUACCACAAGAUGAAUGGCAUCAACCGGCCACUCAAGCCACAGAAGAGGCUGUCUUCAUCUAGACGUGCUGGCCUAUGUUGCACUAACUGCCACACAACCAACACCACCCUCUGGAGAAGGAACGCUGAAGGGGAACCCGUCUGCAACGCCUGCGGCUUGUACAUGAAGCUCCAUGGGGUACCACGACCUCUGGCCAUGAAAAAGGAAAGCAUCCAGACGAGGAAAAGGAAGCCUAAAAACAUUACCAAAGGCAAAACCUCAACAGGGUCUACAACUUCGGCCACUAACUCCCCUUCUUCCAUCACGAACUCAGACAGCACGGUCACUUUAAAGUCAGAGCCCAGCACGACCUCACAGUAUCCCGGACAAACCAUCGUGUCGGUGUCCCAGGCACAGAGCCAGUCAGACGAGGCACUGGCCAGCAGCCACGGUGAGUUCAAAUUCGAGCCCGAGGACUACACCUUCUCCCCCAGCACCAUGGCCCCCCAGCCAGGGCUGAGCGUGCCGCUCCGGCAGGACUCCUGGUGUGCCCUGGCACUUGCCUAGAAGUUGGCACUUGCCAACUUCCAGCAAAAAGCCUCGGGAGCAACGUUUUUGGCUGGCCCUACGAACAGCCGGCGGGCAGGACGAGGGGCUGCCCCAGUGCGUCGGGACUGAGGGCUGUCGGGACACGGCUGCACAACAGGUUUCUCUCAGAGGAUGCGUGUGGGAAACUCUGACUGGAUGGGGCUGGGAUGGCUCUGCUGUGACAAUGGGUCCCCCCCAGGAAGCUCAUCCUCCUCCCUGAAGCCAGAGCCUCGGGGCUGCCUUUAUUUUCCUAGGGAAAGCCUUCCUCCUUUGAGAUGAAACCAGCAAAUAAAUGCAUCCCAGAAUCUAUGUUUAUUCGCAGUGAUUUCUCUCUCCUAUGACUCCUCUGUGUGCAAUUUAUUCCACUUUCCAAUAAAGACUGUAAUAACGUGGCACCAAAUAAUGUUAUUAAAAUGUAAACUCUGUGGCCUCCCUUAUGUUUUAUUGGCCACAACAGGAGGAAAAGAGAAAGACCAACAAAAAAAACCCCCAACAGUUGUUUUAAACAUAUACUGUUUUAUAUUAAGAACUAUCAUCUCUAUAGAGUGUUAGCUUCUGAAGCCUUUGGCGUAUCAACACUGAGUCAUACAUGAAAUAAACACGCUGCUCUUCCCUUUCCAGCUCCCAACAAAGAUUUUUUAUUGUUAUUAUUAUUAUUUCAGGCAAACCACAUGACAAAAAAAAUGGUCAAAAGCUCCCAAUA